Molecule: messenger RNA, 1781 nt
Organism: Ornithorhynchus anatinus (platypus)
Lineage: Eukaryota; Metazoa; Chordata; Mammalia; Monotremata; Ornithorhynchidae
Gene: KATNA1
Product: katanin catalytic subunit A1
Exons: 11
Coding region: 120-1601 (493 amino acids)
Biological process (GO): microtubule severing
Cellular component (GO): microtubule cytoskeleton
Molecular function (GO): ATP hydrolysis activity; microtubule severing ATPase activity; microtubule binding
Source: RefSeq, a predicted model, not a curated record
GUAGGGGGCUAAGGGAGGAAGGAAAACUUUAAUUUAUCAGCGGUAUUAAAAAAAAAAUAACAUUUUAUAACGUCCACCGUUCUGAAGAAUGACUAGCAUGGUGGAGCCUUCAUGCGAGCAUGAGUCUUCUUAUGAUUAGUGAAAAUGUAAAACUGGCUCGUGAGUAUGCUUUGCUGGGAAACUAUGAUUCGGCAAUGGUUUAUUAUCAGGGAGUACUUGAUCAAAUGAACAAAUACCUCUACUCUGUCAAGGAUACAUACCUGCAACAAAAAUGGCAACAGGUGCGGCAGGAGAUAAGCGUAGAAGCUAAGCAUGUUAAGGAUAUCAUGAAAACUCUGGAAAGUUUUAAAUUAGACAGCACCCCUUUGAAAGCAGCACAUCAGGAGCUCCCAACUCCGGAUGGAGAAGUCUGGUCCUUACCAGUACCUGUCGAACGUCGACCUUCACCGGGACCCAGAAAACGCCAGUCUGCUCAAUGCAGUGAUUCGAGAACACACAGUAACCGUCCAGGUGUGGCAGCCAAAGGCCCACACCGGCCGUCUGCUCGAAACCCCAAUAAUGACAAAGGGAAAGCAGUCCGAGGUCGGGAAAAGAAGGAGCAGUCCAGUAAAGGAAGAGAGGAGAAGAACAAAUCGCCUGCUGAAGUUUCAGAACCUGAAAUACAUAAAUUUGACGGUACCGGGUAUGAUAAAGAUUUAGUAGAAGCCUUAGAGAGAGAUAUCAUUUCCCAGAAUCCCAAUAUUCGAUGGGAUGAUAUAGCUGACCUAGUAGAAGCCAAAAAAUUGCUCAAAGAAGCUGUGGUUCUACCCAUGUGGAUGCCAGAGUUCUUCAAGGGCAUUAGGAGACCUUGGAAAGGAGUGUUGAUGGUUGGCCCGCCCGGCACGGGGAAGACUCUGCUUGCUAAAGCAGUAGCUACUGAGUGCAAAACGACAUUUUUCAAUGUUUCAUCUUCAACCCUCACGUCCAAGUACAGAGGAGAAUCCGAGAAGCUGGUCCGGCUCCUGUUUGAAAUGGCUCGAUUUUACUCACCAACCACUAUAUUCAUUGACGAGAUCGAUUCCAUCUGUAGUCGCAGAGGAACCUCUGAGGAGCACGAAGCAAGUCGAAGGGUGAAAGCCGAGCUGCUAGUUCAGAUGGAUGGUGUUGGGGGUGCUGCCGAAAAUGAUGAUCCUUCCAAAAUGGUUAUGGUUCUUGCGGCUACUAAUUUUCCCUGGGAUAUAGAUGAGGCCUUAAGACGACGCUUAGAAAAAAGAAUUUAUAUUCCACUACCAUCAGCAAAGGGCAGAGAGGAGCUCCUGCGAAUAAGCCUGCGUGAACUGGAACUGGCUGAUGAUGUCAACCUUGCGAGUAUUGCAGAAAAUAUGGAAGGCUAUUCCGGUGCAGAUAUUACCAAUGUUUGCAGGGAUGCAUCCCUGAUGGCCAUGAGGAGACGGAUCGAAGGGUUGACGCCCGAAGAAAUCCGGAAUCUUUCCAGAGAUGAGAUGCACAUGCCUACCACCAUGGAGGAUUUCGGCAUGGCUUUGAAAAAGGUUUCUAAGUCAGUAUCGGCCGCGGACAUUGAGAGAUACGAGAAAUGGAUAGUCGAAUUUGGAUCGUGCUGAGUUCUUUUCUAACUAAACCUAAUCUUGAGAAACCUGCCUUAAGUCUUAAUUCGUUCCGGUCUGUAAUGAAAGCCAGCGUUCCAUUGCACCCCGCGCUCUAUUUUUUUAAGCUUUUAUAAUGACAAAAUCAAAAGAGAACAACAUGAUUCUGAAUAAAAGUAAUUUUUUAAGCUGCAGGCA